Messenger RNA from Aethina tumida (small hive beetle), 1661 nucleotides. Its product is annotated as cytochrome P450 6a2. The transcript has 6 exons. Bases 20 to 1525 code for a protein of 501 amino acids. The record is from RefSeq and is a predicted model, not a curated record. Gene Ontology annotation, molecular function: heme binding; iron ion binding; monooxygenase activity. Lineage: Eukaryota; Metazoa; Arthropoda; Insecta; Coleoptera; Nitidulidae.
UGAGUGCAACAACGAAACAAUGUUUGGGUGGCUGUUAAUAAUUGCAGUUUCUUUGGCUUACGCCUUGAAUAAAUACAUUUUUGGCUACUGGGACAGAUUAAAAGUGCCAGGUCCAGCUCCUACCUUCUUCAUCGGAAACCUUGGACCUUUCAUUUUUGGAAAGAAGACAUAUCACGAGUUUUUUCAUGACAUAUACAAGAACUGGCAUGGUUAUCCGUUCGUUGGAAUCUACAAGUCUGGAUCACCAGCUUUGCUGGUCAGAGAUCCGGAUCUACUAAAGGCCAUCACAGUGAAAAAUUUUAAACAUUUCUACAACAAUGACUUAUAUUUCGACAAGAAAAACGAUCCGAUUUUGGGGAGGAACCCGUUCUUCCUGCGUGGAGAAGAUUGGAGGAAAUCCAGGGCAAUACUAACACCUUGUUUCACUUCAGGAAAGAUGAAGCCAUUGUUUCCAUUAAUUGACAACGUAAGCACCAACUUGGUAAAAUAUAUCAACAAACAAAUUGAGGCGAACAACUCCACCUUAGAAUUAAAGGACAUUUGCACCAAAACCACUCUGGAAAACGUCGCAAUUUCAGCUUUUGGACUCGAAGCUAAGUGCUUCGACAACCCAAACUCCGACUUUAAACAAUUGGCCGAUAAAUUUAUUACACCAGGAGGCUUACAAGCUUUUAAAUUCAUGAUCGUAUCGCUGUUACCCUGGAUGGCCAAGAUCUUGUCCCUUAAAUUGGUCACCAAAGAUAUUGAGACGCACCUGACGUCGCUCAUUCAAACAACGGUGGAGUAUAGAGAGAAGAACAACAUCCAAAGGAACGAUUUCCUCAAUACUUUGAUGCAAUUACGUCAAAACAACCCCAACUUCGAAAUGAUGGAUGUGGUUGCUAAUGCUGCAACCUUCUUCGGAGAUGGCUAUGAAACUAGUUCCACGGUUUUGAGCUUCGCACUGUUCGAGCUGGCUCUCAAUCCAGAUGUGCAAGACAAGCUCAGGAGAGAAAUUCUAACGAAGAUUGAAGAGAACAAGGGGGAGCUAACCUAUGAGUUGAUCAUGGAGAUGGAAUAUUUGGAUGCUUGUUUGAGCGAGUCACAAAGGACUUAUCCCUCUUUAAGUGUGCUCACCAAGAUGUGCACAGAGAAGUUUACGUACCAAACAACCAACAAGGAGGAGUUUAAGGAUUUGUCCAUUACUAUUGAACCAGGAACCAGUAUUUUGUUACCGUGGGCUUCCUUCUUCAAGGAUGAGAAAUACUUUCCGGAAAGUGGCAAGUAUAUUCCUGAAAGGUUCCUGAAGGAAAACAACUCUUUAUCAGAUGUAGCCAGGGGUGUUUUCAAACCUUUUGGUGAUGGACCAAGGGUUUGCUUAGGACAAAAGUUCGGCCUACUACAGAUUAAAUUAGCCAUGGUGCAUAUCGUAAAGAACUUUAGGAUUGUUUUUAACAAGAAGACUAAAAUGCCUCUGACCUUUGACCCCGUUUAUAUUCUGCUUUCUCCCGUUGGUGGACUCUGGGUGGACUUCGAGAAACUUUAGGUUGUUUGUGUCAUAACCUCAAAACCAAAUACGCUUUUUUAAUAUUUUAGUGAUUUUAUAAACCGUUUACUUACUUACUUAGUUACUAAGAUUUAGUAAAAUUUAUUAUUUUAAAUAUAAAUUUGACUAGAAAGAA